Molecule: messenger RNA, 2037 nt
Organism: Hevea brasiliensis (rubber tree)
Lineage: Eukaryota; Viridiplantae; Streptophyta; Magnoliopsida; Malpighiales; Euphorbiaceae
Exons: 5
Coding region: 1-2037 (678 amino acids)
Molecular function (GO): nucleic acid binding; zinc ion binding
Source: RefSeq, a predicted model, not a curated record
AUGGCUGGCACAUCUAACACAGUUGGUAUCCCUGCACCUUUAGUUGAAGGACACUCUAUCACCAGACCACAUUUGUUUUAUGGUUCUAAUUAUUCUUUCUGGAAAGUUAGGAUGAGAAACUUUAUUCAAUAUGUUGAUAUUGAAGCAUGGCAAAGAAUUGUUAAAGGUCCUGAAAUUCCAUUAGAAUUGCAUGCUGAUGGUUAUAGAGAAAAACUAGAAGAUGAAUAUAAUGAACUUGAUUGGAAGAAAGUUUCUUCAAAUGCUAAAGCUUUAAACAUUCUUCAUUGUGCACUUGAUGCAACUGAGUAUAAUCGCAUUUCAGGUUGCACAUCUGCAAAAGAAGUGUGGGAUAAACUUGAAGUCACAUAUGAAGGGACUAAUCAAGUGAAGGAAUCAAAAGCAAAUAGGCUUGUUUGGGAAUAUGAGCUAUUUGAGAUGAAACCUGGAGAAACCAUUUUAGAAAUGAGCACAAGAUUUACUAAUCUGGUGAAUGUUCUCAAAGCUCUUGAAAAAGAAUUCACUGAAGAAGAGUUAGUCCAGAAAGUCUUGAGGUCACUACCUAAAUCAUGGGAAACAAAAGUGACAGUGAUCUUUGACACCAAAGACUUCUCCAAAUUCACUUAUGAUGAUCUGAUUGGUUCUCUUAUUACUCAUGAAAUGUUAUAUGACAAGAGCAAAAGCAAUGUAGAUAAUGAAAAGAAAAAGAGAGGAAUUGCCUUGAAGUCAAGCUUCAAUGGUUCAAGUGAUGAAGAUGAUCUUGCCAUGAUUACAAGAAGAUUCAAGAAAGCAUUUAAAAAGGGAGGUUCGAACUAUAAGAAAUUCCUAAAGAAGUAUUCUCCCAAAGGUGAAACAAGCAAGGAUCAAAGUGAGAUUAAAUGUUUUGAAUGCAACAAACCUGGCCAUAUCAAGCCAAAUUGUCCUAAACUGAAAAAGAAGAAUUCAAAGGACAAGAGCAAGAAAGCUUUGGUUGCUAGCUGGAUGGACAGUGAUGAUUCCUCAAGUGAUAACUCUAGUGAUAAAGAGGUUGUACACAUUUGUCUCAUGGCUCUAGAAGAGGAUAAACGAGAAAGCUCCCAACAAAGAGAAAUCAACACUGAGGUAAAUAAAUCUGACUCUCUUAGUAUUGAAGAUUAUGAAGAUGCAUUUGCCAAAUUAUAUGAAAAAUACAAAGUUUAUAAGAAAAAAUGUUCUGCUUUAAACAAAGAAAUUGCUUCCUUAAGAGCUGAAAAUGAUUCUAUGAGCAUUAUUGUUCAAGAAAAUAAGUUUUAUAAAAAUCAAAUGCUCUUGUUUGAUGAGUUCAAUAAGGAAUUAUCAAAUAAAAAAUCUGGUCUUGGUUAUGAUGGAUUCAUGCUCUAUGGAAAAUACAAAAAUUUCCUUGUGAAAGCUUCAUCUCAUUCAUUACCAAAUGUUAUUUGCUUCUAUUGUAACCAAAAUGGUCAUAUGGUAUGUCUUAGAAGCAAGCAAGAGUGUGAACAAUGGUAUGUUGAUAGUGCUUGCUCGAGACACAUAAUUGGAGACAAAGAAAAAUUCUCAAAUCUUACCUUGAAAAGUGGUGGACAUGUGAGAUUUGGUGACAAAGGCAAAGCUUACAUCAUUGGAAGUGGCUCUAUUGGGAAAAAUCCAAGCAUAAAGGAUGUUGCAUUAGUUGAAGGUUUGAAAUUCAAUCUUCUUAGUGUAAGUCAACUAUGUGAUAAAGGUUACAAAGUUAUUUAUAAUUCUACACAUCGUGAGGUUAGAAGUUUGCAUAUUGAUCACACAUUAUUCAUUGCACCUAGAAGUGAAAAUGUAUAUUUGCUUGACUUAAAUGUUAUUGAAAAUGGAAAUGAAAGAUGUCUUGUAUCUCUUGAAGAAGAUAGUUGGUUGUGGAAUAGAAGACUUGGUCAUGCUAGUAUGCAUGUGAUUUCAAAACUUUUAAGAUAUGACCUUGUUAAAGCUUUCCUUUUGCCAUCUAAACUAGCAAGCUCAUUAGUAGGCAAUGGCAACAAAUCUAAAGGAGUUAGUGGGUUAAAACCAUAUACAAGUUCAAAGGGUGAAUAA